Molecule: messenger RNA, 1169 nt
Organism: Trichogramma pretiosum
Lineage: Eukaryota; Metazoa; Arthropoda; Insecta; Hymenoptera; Trichogrammatidae
Exons: 2
Coding region: 113-520 (135 amino acids)
Source: RefSeq, a predicted model, not a curated record
CUAAUUUCGCUGUUUCCAAUUAGACAUCAAUUGACGACGCUACCGUUUCCAUCUCGCGCCAAACGUACCGAAUUUUGUUAUCGUAAUCUGUAAUACUUGUUUGAGUGCAAAAAUGUGUAUACACCAGGCAUCAUCGUCAAAAAUAAGGCCACCAAAAGAAAGAAUUUAUAUUGAAAGCGACCCAUCAGAAGAUGAAGAAGAAGAAACGAACUUAUUUACUGCACUUAUGUCUUUCGAUAGAGUUUUCGAACGCAAUCGCGUUAAUGCAGUGAACGUUAUACCAACGGAAGUCAGUCGACUACGUGAACAAGUAUUCAUCGAUGAGGUUUUAGGGUAUUAUCACCCAGGAAAUUUUAACGAGGAAAGGAGAAAAUGUAACAAUUUUGAAAAUAAAACAAUAACUUCACCGAUUCCCGGCUAUAAGCAUGAAAAUGUAAAAAGUUUUUUUUCAUCGGUAAAGAGAAAUCAAGUAACGGAUACUUUAAUUAUCCAAGCAAAUACGAAAAGUCAUCGUAAAUAAGCUACUUCAUGGGCUUUGUAUAUGUUUACACACAUUACUCAUAACAAGUAGAUAUUCAAAUUUUCAAUUUAUAAACAUGCGGAUAUUUACCUUGCCGUACUCAAAGUAGGUAGUUUUUAAGAGAGGUUGAACUAUUUAUUAUUGUAAGAAAAAUGUGGAAACGGUUAAAGUCGUCUAUUGCCGGAAUAAUUGUCAUAAAAUGUAAUAUCAUUUUCUCAUAAAAUUCUAAACGUAACAGUACGUUAACAAAAUAAACCCUUGAAAUACAUGAAACAUGAGGUGCAAAUACAAUUACAAAUUUGAAGAACAAAAUAAGCGUUUUUAUGCUAUUCAACAAAAAUUAUAAAUCAACUAUUAAAAGGCUGAGUUUCGAACAAAAAAUCAACAACUACAAUUAUAAACUGUAGUCGUUUUUAAUAAAAACCAAAAAUAAUUAAGAUUCAAGGUUCACAGCACGAUGUAUGUAUAAAAUAACAUUUGUUACAGCAGCAAUUUUAUAUGGAUUAAUCAUUUCUUUUAAUAAAUUGUAUGAUCGUCACCAAUUUCAUGAAAAGAGCAGAGAAAUUGUUAAAUUUAAGAAAAUUGAUGUGUUUUGCUAAACAUUCCUUUGAGCACAAAAAUAAAAAUUAUACAUGAAAAAUACAGCAAA